GCGAUUCAGACAUUGGAUACCCAAGAAAAAUGCUAGGCGAGAGGGACAUGGGUUUCUCUUAUUUUCUCUUCUUCCCCGACGUAUGCAUUGAGGUUAUACACUACGCAUCAACCUGGAAUACGUUCCGAAUCUGCCUUCCGUGCUACAUCCUCUAGCCUGGAGGUACUUGCAGGAACUCCAGUCAUACUGUCACUGGUCCGUGCAACAACACCAACCCAGAUUGGAGACCCACAAUUGACGAUUUCGAUGGGGAGGAUCCGGGCCAGCUUAAUGGAUUGAGGCAGCGGGUAGUCGACAUUCUCAACCUCAUCCUGAAAAAAGAUACGAAGAAGGCAUAUUAAUUCGGUUGAUAAUUUAAACCUUACCACUCUCCUCUUGCUCCCUCGGAUUCUCAUCGAAUCUUUGCUUCAUCAACCCUCGCUAGGCACCUUUUUUCUCGCUUCUCGACGCGUCCAUACGCGUUCAGCCAGCUCUUUGAUCCACAACCCACGACAGUCCGAGCAGCACAACCGCACAACCGCACAAUAUCAUGCUGUCGAGGUAGCCCUGGCAUGGAUGUGUUUCAGCUGUAUAGGCGACCAACGGGGUCAUCGGCUAGCACACCUCGGAAUGGGACACCAGGAGGGCCUGAGAAAUAUGUCAGCUCUGGUGCGCCGAACGGCGGCGGCCUUGAGGUUCGCCUCGGGCCGCUGCCAUCCCGCCAAGCACACGCCGCCAGUCGACCCUCUGGGUACGGCGGAAAGGGCCUCGAUGAGGGAUACCCCGCCAAUGGCGUCGUCGUCUCUGACCUUAAUCCGCACUUCAAGAGGAAAGCAGAGUGUUCUGAGGGACCUACUGCUGCAAUCAAGACCGCGGUGAAGAAUGCCGUGGCCGCCGCAACGUCUAGCCCCGCGACACCCGCGCCGCAGAAGAAGCGAGGUCGUCCCAAGGGCUGGAAGCCCGGCAUGGCAUACUCAGAGACCACCAACAAUCCCAGGUCAGAAGCCGCCAGGCUAUUGUACGUCCAGAGGAGGAUGCGCGAGAACCCCAACUACCAGCUAGGUCACCACGGUAGGCCUCCGGGACGGCCGCCUGGAAGGCCUCCCGGGCCUGGUCGUGCAGCUAGUAAACCAGUCGGUAGGCCGGUUGGUCGGCCACCAGGAUCAAGCUCUGGCGCAUUGAAGGGACCGCCCAAACCCCGGGGAAGGCCGCCGAAGAAGCCACCACCGACCCCGCGGGAGAUAUACCUGUCGCUGAAACCACGGUUUGAGCCCUACCGGUGCGAAUGGUCUGGAUGCCAGGCCGAGCUUCACAAUAUGACCACACUGCGCGCUCACGUGCGCAAGGUUCACGGGGGAAGCACGGGCUGUAAAUGGGUGUCUUGCACACAGAACUCAGCCACAGGCGCGCCUACUACAGCCUCUUUUCCCAGCGGUGACCGGUUGGCUCAUCACAUGGAAAAAGUGCAUAUGAUUCCUCUGCAAUGGCUCCGCGGAGAUGGCUUCAAGGCCGGCCCAAUAUCGUCCGCAAAAACGACUACAACCGCCUCAUACGACGAGAAUGGCGAAGCACCAGCCAUCCCAAGCUACCUGCUAGACAAGGACGGCAAGGAGUUGACACCAUGGGUCUGGUACCAGAAGCUGGAAGACAACGCGACGAGGCUAGCCAACAAGAAGAGGCUUCAGCAGACUUUGUUUCAGAUGAACGAGGACGCUCCAUCGGAAGGGGAGGAAGAUGAAAACGGUGCAGGGGAGGAUGGAUAAGUUCUUUUAUGCCAACCCCAUUGCCACUGUCUGAGAAGGGGCGCAACACGACUUCCCAGUUAAAAGGCAGCUAUAAUGCCCGGAUUUCCACACCUGGAGCUAGGCGUGGUUUUUUUGCCAUAUGUUCAUUUUUUAUCCUUUCCCAUACCCUAGUCAGACGUUAAUCUUUGUUUGGAGGCAUUACAAGAUACCCAGCUACCAGCUACGAGGAACAUAUGCAAACCGCGAUGGCUGCACGCUGGUAGUGUUUCAGGCGUCAGGAGGGAAUAAAACGGCCCGGCCGGGUUUCCGCAGCUGAGGCCGAUGUGCCGGUGCCAAAGCCACCGAACCAGCGAGGCGGUCGGGCCAUUUGUCAGCCCGGAGGGACUUGGGAUGUGCGGGCCGGUAGGCAGCAUGGCAGCUAAUCAGAACAGCCCAACACAGGGGACAGGAAAGGGGCACACCAGCGCGCUGGACAAUAGCCGGCGGCAUGUCCUAGCCGGGAAGGUCGAGUGGGUUAAUCAGCCGUCAGCCAGGCAAAUCACGCAUGGCGUCGGUUCGCACACAGCAGGUACGGCAGGGCAGGGCAGGCAUGUGUGCACCAAUAUAAGUAGCAAAGGUACAUAUCUAGGCGCUGUGUAAGAGCGGGGAAAGGCAUAAUAUUAUGGAGCAGGUUGCUGCUGUGAAGCUGCACGGACGGGUCGAGCGCCUGCUUGGCC
Molecule: messenger RNA, 2440 nt
Organism: Gaeumannomyces tritici R3-111a-1
Lineage: Eukaryota; Fungi; Ascomycota; Sordariomycetes; Magnaporthales; Magnaporthaceae
Exons: 1
Coding region: 552-1742 (396 amino acids)
Molecular function (GO): DNA binding
Source: RefSeq, a predicted model, not a curated record